Messenger RNA from Colletotrichum higginsianum IMI 349063, 1593 nucleotides. Its product is annotated as Hexose transporter. The record is from RefSeq and is a predicted model, not a curated record. Gene Ontology annotation, molecular function: carbohydrate:proton symporter activity. Gene Ontology annotation, biological process: transmembrane transport; carbohydrate transport. Lineage: Eukaryota; Fungi; Ascomycota; Sordariomycetes; Glomerellales; Glomerellaceae. Bases 1 to 1593 code for a protein of 530 amino acids. Gene Ontology annotation, cellular component: membrane. The transcript is spliced from 4 exons.
AUGGGCGUCUCAGCCAAACAGCCAACGGCCAACGAGGCAAAGGCCGUCGGCCAGGAGCUCGCCAGCGUCCUGCCCAACGACGGCAUCCCCUGGUGGAAGAAGAAGCACCUCCUCCGGCUCAACUUCUGCAUCUUCUCCUUCAUGCUCUUCACCAGCUCCAACGGCUUCGACGGCUCCAUCAUGAACGGCUUCCUGGCCCUGCCCCAGUGGCGCGAGUUCAUGGGCAACCCGACGGGCGCCUGGCUCGGCCUCAUCAACGCCAUGUACUCCCUCGGCGCCGUCGUCGGCUACCCGCUCUGCGCCAUGCUCUGCAACCGCUGGGGCCGCAAGCUCGGCCUCUGGCUGAGCGUCGCCUUCGCCCUGGGCGGCACCGCCCUGCAGACCGCCGCCCCCAACAUCGCCGCCUUCAUCGCCGCCCGUUUCCUCAUGGGCGUCUCGCAGGGCCUCUCCGUCGGCGCCCCUCUGCUGAUCGCCGAGAACGCGUUCCCCACGCACCGCGGCAUCGCCUCCAGUAUCUACAACUGCGGAUGGUACAUCGGGGCCAUCGUUGCCGCCUGGGCGACUUUUGGAACCAGAAACAUGGAGGGCGACGUCUCCUGGCAGAUCCCCUCGGGCCUGAUGGCCCUGCUGCCGCUCAUGACGGUUCCCGCGCUCUUUAUGAUGGACGAGUCGCCCCGGUGGCUCGUCUCCAAGGACCGAGCCGACGAGGCGCGCGCCAACCUCGCCAAGACGCACUGCGGCGGCGACAUCAACCACCCGCUCGUCUCCUUCGAGAUGGUCGAGAUCGAGGAGACUCUCAAGGCCGAGAAGGAGGCCAACGAGACGACCUCGUGGGCCGACCUGUGGGCCACGCCCGGCAACCGCCACCGUCUCUGGAUCUGCGUUUCCCUCGGCAUCUUUGCGCAGUGGUCAGGCAACGGCGUCGUCAGUUACUACCUGGCCAUCAUCCUCGAGUCCGUCGGCAUCACAUCCGUCACCGACCAGACGCUCAUCUCGGCCUGCCUCCAGAUCUGGAACCUCAUCUGGUCCGUGGCCGCUGCCGUCUGCGUCGACAAGGUCGGCCGCAAGGCGCUCUUCAUGACCAGCGGCAUCAUCAUGCUGGUCUCCUACAUCAUCGUCACCGGCCUGUCCGGCAGCUUCGACGCCACCAAGCACGGCCCGACCGGUCUCGCAGUCGUCCCGUUCCUGUUCAUUUACUUCCUCGGCUACGAUCUCGCCCUCACGCCGCUCGUCAUCUCGUACCCGGUCGAGAUCUGGCCCUACCAGCUACGCGCCCGCGGGCUCGCGACCUGCCAGAUGGUCUCCCUCGCCGCCAUCUUCUUCAACACCUUCAUCAACCCCAUCGCGCUCGACGCCAUCCAGUGGAAGUACUACUUCGUCUUCGUGGCCAUCCUCGUCGCGAUGCUCUUCUCGGUCUGGUUCACGUACCCGGAGACGCGCGGCCGCACCCUCGAGACCAUCGCCUGGCUCUUCGACAAGGAGCACGCCAACGUCGGCAUCGUCUUGGCCGAGGACAAGCUGGAGGGCACCGAGAUGCACAUUGAGGACUCGUCACCGGAAGAGUCUCACAAUGAGAAGGGAGCCCGUUCGUAG